UGGCCGUGGAAACACCUCCCCCUGGCAUGGCUCCAGGCCUCAGGAAAGUCCAGUUUCCUACGCAGACCUUCCUCCCGAGAGCAAUGAGAGCCAUGUUUCCCAUCGUGCUGUCUCUGCCCCUCCUUCUGGGUCACACAGUCCCCCAGGAGCCCCAAGCCGGUCCUUACUCUCUGGUCUUUCUCUACACUGGAUUGUCCAGGCCCAGUAAAGGCCUCCCCAGAUUUCAAGCCACCGCCUUUCUCAAUGACCAGGCCUUCUUCCGCUACGACAGUGACGGCGGCAGGGCGCAGCCCGUGGGACUGUGGGCUCAGAUAGAAGGAAUGGAGGACUGGGAGAAAGAGAGCCAACUUCAGAGGGCCCGGGAGGAGAUCUUCCUGGAGACCCUGAAAGACAUCAUGGGCUAUUACAAAGACAGUCAAGGGUCCCACACCUUUCAGGGAAUGUUCGGCUGUGAGCUCGGGAGUAACAGGAGCAGUGGAGCAUUCUGGAGGUACGCAUACGACGGACGGGACUUCAUCGAGUUCAACACAGAGAUCCCAGCCUGGGUCCCCUUAGACCCGGCAGCCGAGGACACCAAGAAGAAGUGGGAGGCAGAGAGAGUCUAUGUGCAGAGGGCCAAGGCCUACCUGGAAGAGGAGUGCCCCCGGCUGCUGCGGAGGCACCUGAAUUACAGCAGGUCUCACCUGGACCGGCAAGUCCCUCCCACUGUGUCAAUCACCAGCCACGUGGUCCCAAGAAGAAACAGUACACUCAAAUGCCUGGCCAGUGACUUCUACCCUCAAACCAUUAGCCUGCACUGGAGCAGGGCCGGCAAGGUGUGCAAGUCCAGAUCAGGAGAUGCUCUUCCCAGUGGAAAUGGCACUUACCAGUCCUGGGUGACAGUGAAAGUCCCCCCUGAAGACAGAGCCCCCUACUUCUGCCACAUAGAGCACAGUGGGCUGAGCCAGCCUCUUGCGGUACAAUGGAAUGAAAGGCAGAAAGCAAAGACUAAAGUCACUUUGGGGGCGCAGCCUCAAUAAGUCGCCCUUUCUUUCUGACACAAGAGAUCUGGACUCUGGAAAUCAAUGUCACUGAUGAGGUCCCCGGGAAAAGCAGUGGAAGGGGCGGUGAGAAUUCAGAUGGUGGGUUUGGAGACAGAGGACAGGAACGCUAACCACUGACCUGGCUCUACCUGCCAAAUUGCCUCACCUUGUAACACUUCCCAUCGUCUGGUCUGUAAAGCCUCACAAUAAUCCCUGUGCCUAACAGA
Jaculus jaculus (lesser Egyptian jerboa) is the source of this 1249-nucleotide messenger RNA. It is a transcript of the gene Azgp1, whose product is annotated as alpha-2-glycoprotein 1, zinc-binding. The transcript is spliced from 4 exons. The record is from RefSeq and is a predicted model, not a curated record. Gene Ontology annotation, cellular component: external side of plasma membrane. Gene Ontology annotation, biological process: immune response. Lineage: Eukaryota; Metazoa; Chordata; Mammalia; Rodentia; Dipodidae. The coding region runs from base 27 to 1019 and encodes 330 amino acids.